CUUCCGAAUCGGUCACACAAAGAUCAUCUCGAACACCUACUCCGACACCGGAAGUAAAGCAGCGCAGCAACAGCAAAGAAAUCAACCCAGAAAGAGGAAAGAAGAUCAUCUCGAUCAUCUCUGCGCAUACAUGGGGAACUGCGCCGUGACGCAGCACGCCGUGUCGUGGGCCGACGACGGCGAGUGGGAGCUGCCGGAGUCGGGGGAGGAAGGCACCGCGCCGCCGAGGAGCGGGGCUCACAUGACGGAGGUGACCAUCAGGAUCACCAAGCGGCAGCUGCAGGAGCUGGUGGACAAGAGGGCGGCCGCCGCCGGCGGCGGCCACGGCUACCACGUCUACCGGAAGAGCCGGCGGUCGGCCGCGGAGCUUCUGGCGGACAUCAUGAACGCCGGCGAGGUCUACCACCAGCACUACAGGGUGGCGCACUGGAAGCCCGCGCUGCAGAGCAUCCCGGAGGCCGCCAUGGAGUCAUGACACGUCCUGCAGUGGCGUGGCCAACUUCGUUUGCUUUUCUCUGGCUGCAUCCUUGCAGCUUCGUUCGAUGGAACACAGCUUUUUUGUGACCUAUGGGUGUUGUUGUUCUCUCCUAGCUCAGAUUCCACGAACGAUGUAAAUUAGUAGGAUGAUUAAGUGAUGACAGAUACAACGGUGUAAAGAAGAUGAUCUGUCGUCCACAAUCCAUUACUGAGACAUGGAAAAUGGAGAAUUAAUUCAUGUGAAAAUGCAUGAUGAUCAUGGGAGCAAUUAAGUGCCCUUCGUGCAUUGCUA
Oryza sativa Japonica Group (Japanese rice) is the source of this 769-nucleotide messenger RNA. RefSeq lists its product as uncharacterized. The record is from RefSeq and is a predicted model, not a curated record. NCBI's taxonomy places the organism in Eukaryota, Viridiplantae, Streptophyta, Magnoliopsida, Poales, Poaceae.